Messenger RNA from Neltuma alba, 931 nucleotides. RefSeq lists its product as uncharacterized. Bases 265 to 858 code for a protein of 197 amino acids. The transcript has 6 exons. The record is from RefSeq and is a predicted model, not a curated record. NCBI's taxonomy places the organism in Eukaryota, Viridiplantae, Streptophyta, Magnoliopsida, Fabales, Fabaceae.
UCUGUCUCAUUCCUCAAUUAUUACACUUUUUUAGCUUUUAUUUUGUUUAGAUAAGCACUUGUUCUCAAGAUACGAUUGCUCCAGAAAUCGAGGAGCAAGCCUUCCAAAUAUGCAUCCUUUACUACUGCUUGUUCAAUUUCGAAGGCUUUUCUUAUUUUCUCUUCUUCCUUUUUGCUUGCUAUUUUUAAUGUUGCUUCGAUCUGUUUCAUUCCUCAAUUAUUACAAAUUUUUUGGCCUCAUUUUGUUUAGAUUGAUCCAUAUAUCAUGGAGAUAGGGACAUCGUCGACUGCUGCACCACUAACGAGUAGUCCUUCACAAGUGAUUGACACUUGUGCUCCACAAAUGACUGAUCAAUAUUCUGUCGACAUUCACCCGGCGAUGAAUAUUCCUAAUCAAACUUGUGCUGCUCAAUAUUCUGACGACAUGAGUAUUGAAGACUUUAUGGUUUCUGAGAGUGCUCAACAAACCAUUGAGCCACAUCUCAUGGAGGACUUGUCGACUGCUGCACCACUAAUGAGUAGUGCUCCACAAACGAUUCAGGGUUGUGCUCCACAAAUGAUUGCUCAAGAUUCUGACAUUCACCCGCCGGUAACUAAAGACAUAGAAGAACUUAUUCAAGAUUGCGGAGAUGGUCGUUUGUCACAGCAUCGUUGUAUCUACAGGGUGCCCAGUAAGCUCCGUGAUCUUAAACAAAAUGCUUACACUCCAAAAGUUGUUUCCUUUGGCCCCUUUCAUUGUCGCAAUGAGGGGCUGCAGGACAUGCAAAGGCAUAAACAUAUAUUGUUGAAAAGAUUUAUGCAAAGAACCAAGUCAAGUUGUUGCAAAUUGGUUGAAUUUGUACAAAAGUUAGAGCCAUGAGUCCGUGCUUCUUAUUCAGAGACCUUAAACCUUACUGAAAAAGAACUUGUGAAACUGACAUUAAUGGAUGCCG